Galendromus occidentalis (western predatory mite) is the source of this 2743-nucleotide messenger RNA. RefSeq names its product spindle orientation adaptor protein inscuteable (gene insc). Gene Ontology annotation, cellular component: apical cortex. The record is from RefSeq and is a predicted model, not a curated record. Gene Ontology annotation, biological process: apical protein localization; regulation of asymmetric cell division; asymmetric cell division. Gene Ontology annotation, molecular function: protein binding; cytoskeletal adaptor activity. The transcript is spliced from 2 exons. Lineage: Eukaryota; Metazoa; Arthropoda; Arachnida; Mesostigmata; Phytoseiidae. Bases 1 to 2427 code for a protein of 808 amino acids.
AUGGUUCAUUUUGAUCACGUCUACGGCACGCUCGGCGCCAACACGUUGACCAACAAAUUGUCUCGCAACGGCAAGAACAGUGUCAACAGUUCGUUCGAGAGCGAUUACCAGAAACCAGCGAAUCCUUCGGCAGCGACGACACGCUUCAGCCGCAAGUCCUCGACAGGAUCGACUACCACGUCGGAGAACGAGGACGGUCGUCAGUCUUCCUUCUCCUGCUCGUCGGGGGAGACCGAUUGGUUGGUGCAAUCGAUUGAGCAAGUCUGCCGCAAAACGCUCUUCAAACAAGUCCCUACAAACACAGUGAACGAGUUUGUUGCCACGGCAGCUGCUUGCCCCAAGCCGGAGAAGCUGCCCAGCCCCAUCCUCAAGCACAAAACGCCAGCCGUGGAGCCGAAGAAAAGCCCCGUGACCAGCACACCGAAACGCAACGCCAAAUCUCUCAUUCGGAGGUGUUCUCUUCGACUUCGACGAAGCGAUGAAAGCAAGAAGAAAAUGGUCCGCUUCGCAUCGGCCGAGGAUAUAUUCUCGGUGAGCGCUCGCGAGGACAUCGAAGCCGCCGCGGAGCUCUCGGCCACAGUGAAUUUCCGUGAGACGUUCCAUUUCAAACGCAACGAACUGAACUCCCCACAAAACGUGACCCCCUUGAGGUCGUCCGGUGAAAGUCACAUCUACGAUCCAGUUACGCCGAUUCAUCUCGAAACGCCCAAAAUUCCGAUCCGCCAACGGCCGAGCAUUCGCCAGGUGACGAAACGAUUGAACUUCGACGAGAGUUCAGAGAGCAGCCACAUUUACGCGACGACCUUCGACCAUCCGUACCCAGCCAACGUUCAGCUGGACGAGUCCCAUCCGCUUUCGCACUAUCUCCAGUGGAUUGUCGAGCAGAGCGACCUCAACGCGGCGCCUUCAGUGAAGAAAUGGCUGACUCACACCAGGACCCAGGUUGAGCCCGAGUGCCUCAGCGCACUGCAGAGCAAGAGCCUCACCAAGGAUCCGGUGCUCGCCGCAAUCCUGAGCGUCGGAGAUGCGCAAGCUGCGAUAUCGAGCCUACAGCAACGUCUGGGCGAGGUUCAAGCCACGGUCGGACACGUGACCCGCCGCCUCGAGCAGGGUCAAUGGGCGAAGUUCUGCUGGGAGGUUCCCGGACUCAACACUGAAGUGAACGAUUUCCUCCAGGAGUACCGCAGCAUCAUCGAGAAGUCAUCGCCGUACUCGCGUUCCGUGGAACGCCACAUGUACGAGACCCUCCAGAGGCUUCGUGACGUCGGAUCUCGACCGAACAGUAAACCUCAGACCCUCGCCGACUUUGAAGGAGUACAAUCUCUGAUGGCCGACGUGAAGAACACGUUACAAACGUUGGCCAACUCGCUGUUCCUGAAAGAAAUCGCCAAAAUCGUCGCCGUCAUCGAGGACAACAAACGCCAUAAACGAGCCGCUCUCGGAUGUUCCCGGAGAGCUGCUGCGGCUCUAUGUACUCUCGCGCAGGAGUCGGCUUCGAUGUGCGAUCUCAUUAGCAGAGUUAACGGAGUCGAAGCUCUUCUCGCGAUUUGCGAAAUUCGCGAACUCCGCGCCGUCUGGCCCACGGCCUUGCGGGCCCUCACUCUGCUCUGUUCGCAAACCGCGGCCACUCGAGCGUUCGAUCAAUGCGCCGGUGUUCUCGUGAUCCGCGACAUUCUACAAGAUAGAAACUCGACGGAGCAGGAGAAAACCGAGGCUGUGGGUCUCCUCACCCAGAUUACGGCGCCUUGGACCGAAACGCCCGUCAUUCGGGGCAUGAAAGAAUCCAUGGAUCAGCUCAUCAAAUCGCUGAGUGAAAUCAUGAACCGAGCCGCGAACGGCGAGGAGUUCCUCCUGGCGACGGCUGCCAUCGCCAACCUCUCGUUCCUGGACCCGGUCGCGGUAGCGUAUCUCCAUAAGUACGGAACUACCCGGAACCUCGUCAUGGCGUGCAGGCACAAGUCUAUCGCCCAGAGUGUGUUUGUCAAGGAUCAGAUCGCCACCGUCCUGGCGAAUGUCGCUUCGGAGAAAGCCUGCCAUCGGGACGUUGUCGAAUGCGGAGGUCUCACCGUGCUCCUGUCGUUGCUGCAGCUCCGGCCGAACGCUCUGCAGAAACAGGUCGAGAUCGAUAUUUGCGAGCGGAUCCAACAAAAGUCGGCCAUCGCUCUCGCGCGUCUGUGCAACUCACCGAUGGUCGCAGAACGCGUCAUACAAAUGCAGGGAGUGCAUCGGCUCGUCGCGCUCUGCAAGGAGCCCAAGGAACGCAACAACGCCGACUCGGUCCUCGUUGCCUGCCUGGCGGCCUUGCGGAAAAUCGCCGCCGUCUGCAGUCCUCUCGACAUGGAGGCCAUUGGGGCCUGCGAUCUCGUCAGUCAAGAACUCUGGGAUACGUUCCAGAUGUACUCGAGCAAGACCGAGUCGUACGUUUAGUAUUCUCCUUGUUCCUGGUAGUGGAUUUUUCAAAUGUUGUCAAUCUCAACUGUUGGGGGUUUAAUUUACAUUUUAUUCUGUUCCACUCGUCCCGAAACCCGCUCGCGCGGAGUCGGAGUGUCUUCUGCCGCCAACAGCUCAAACCGUGAAACACUCUAGUCAUGAGAUACGGAAGAGAACAUGUUUCGGUCGCUUGAGCUAGCUGAAAUAGCGAAAAGCGAACCGAUAUGUAAUGUAUUGUAAAUAUACGCUAAUAUAUUACCAAAGAUGGUGUGGAUACGCAUACGGAGCAGCGAUUGAUGUCAAACGCUAAGUC